CCUGCUAAUGUGAAUGCGUACAAGGAAAACCGGGAGCAGGAGGCUGACCACCGACAGAGGAAGAGGAAAAAAGUGAUGGUGAGGGAGAAAAUGGAGAUAAAGGACUAUGGCAACUCCGCAAGCCACUCCAGACAGCCAGUCAGAGGAGAGCAACACUCUGGAGCUGCCAUCGGCUUGUGACCUAAGAGAUUACGUGCUGCGGGAACCCAGCCAGGAGGCCCACAGCGAGGCUGUUAGUUCUGCAGAAGGCCUUUCCAUUCUUUCCUCUUCUGAGGUGGAUCCAGACAGCGGUCACUUAAAUACUACACCAAGUGAUUCCUGGGCCUCUGAGAACUUCUGGCUCGACCCUUCUGUGAAUGGCCAACCAGAGACCAAGACAGAGGAUGAGGAACUUCGGAAAUCCCUGGAUAGACUCUAUGAGAUGUUUGGCCACCCACAACCAGCCUCUCGAAACCCACUCUCUGCAUCUGUCUGCCAGUGCCUGUCUCAGAAAAUCCACGAACUGCAGGGCCAGGAGAGCCAGAAGUACGCCCUCCGCAGUUUUCAAAUGGCCCGGGUCAUUUUCAACCGGGAUGGCUGCUCAUUGUUACAGAGGUAUUCCAGGGACGCCCGGUUCUACCCUCUGGGAGAAGGAAGUCAGUCUCUGGAUGACGAAAAGCCGACCCCAGGACUUUCCAAAGACAUUAUUCGUUUCCUCUUACAGCAGAAUGUGAUGGAAGACCCAUAACUGGUGCCUGGUGGCCAGAGCAGGCUGGCUGGAUCUGGAGGGCAGCCCUGGGGCUGACGCUGUCAGUGCACCACCCAGGUCCCCUCAGGUCUGUCUUGCCAGCUUUGUGCCACGCCCCCAGUUAAGUGCUCUGCAGCCAACAGCUGGCAUCUGUGACCAAGUAUUAGAGGCUGGGUCAGCCCAAGUAGAGAGCCAUCGAUGCCUGGGAAUUUUACAGCCCCCAUGGCCACACGCCCUCCUACCUUUCCCUUUGGCCAGAGGCCAGUGACAGACUGGUUUGGGAGUUCAGAAAGCCCAGCUUCCUUGUCUCAAAGGAAGACAUGCUCUGUGGCAUAAUUUACUCUUUGGAGCUCCACUCGGAAUCAGGCCGAUGCUGUCCCUCCAUUCAUGCACCUAUUGGUGCCACCUGUGAGCCUUUCCUCAAUAAAUCGCUUGUA
Messenger RNA from Eptesicus fuscus (big brown bat), 1164 nucleotides. It is a transcript of the gene SHLD1, whose product is annotated as shieldin complex subunit 1. Bases 107 to 727 code for a protein of 206 amino acids. The record is from RefSeq and is a predicted model, not a curated record. Gene Ontology annotation, biological process: positive regulation of isotype switching; negative regulation of double-strand break repair via homologous recombination; positive regulation of double-strand break repair via nonhomologous end joining. The transcript has 3 exons. Gene Ontology annotation, cellular component: site of double-strand break. NCBI's taxonomy places the organism in Eukaryota, Metazoa, Chordata, Mammalia, Chiroptera, Vespertilionidae.